AUGGCACAACUGUCCAUGGUGGCAUCUUUGAAAAAAGCAGGUGUUUGGCAAAAGCUAGUACCCAGAGCAGAGCAGGGAUCCGGCGAGGAAAAGCUCAAAGCGGAGCAGGAAUCCGGUGAGAAAAAUUGUAAAGCCAGGCUUCACAUCAACGAUGAACUGUCCUUUGUAAUCAGCGAUGCAAAGGAAGCGUUAGAGUCAGCCCAUCUCGAGAUGACUGAGGGCGCACCCGUUAAGCACAGGCGAACCCUUGGGAGCAAGUUUCACCUGCCAAGCAAAGAUGAUCGUCACUUCGCCCCCUCAGCUACACAUUGCGAAGAGGAUUUGAGGAGCGACUGCGUCGUUCCAGGCGAAAGGCGCGAGCCUGCGAAGAUCCACAGUUUAAGGCCCGUUGUUGACCUCAUUGAAAACAACACCUAUAGCAUUGUCGUUGCAGAAACUGGAUCUGGAAAGUCCACCCAGGUUCCUCAGCUCCUUCUUGAUGCGGCGAUAGACAACUCUGUUGGUGCUGAUUGUCAAGUAUUGUGUGUUCAGCCACGGCGCAUCGCGGCAAAGAGCUUGGCACAUCGAGUUGCCGCAGAAAGACUCGAGGAAGUUGGUGAAAGUGUUGGUUACAUUUUGCGAGACGACUCCGUCCGACCAACUCCGGGAGGAAAUAUUACCUUCUGCACCUCGGGAAUUCUGCUAAUGAUGUUGAGACAUGGACUUUCUGUCCUAGGAAAGUACAGUCAUAUCAUCCUUGAUGAAGUCCACGUCCGUGACGCGCCACUCGAUCUGCUAAUGAUGCUCAUAAAAAUCCGCAUUGAACAGCUUCAAAGUAUUGGGCUUCGAGUGCCGAAGAUCACUAUCAUGAGCGCAACGGUCGACGUCAAUCUCUUCUCCUCCUACUUCUCCAACAAGGCACCAGAUGGGACACUUGCGCCUGCUCCUCAUAUCACCGUUCCUGGACGCACUUUCCAUGUGAAGAGGCACUAUCUUGAAGAAGUCCUUGAAGAAAUCACUUAUAAUCUGACGCCGGGGGCUCUAUCUGGCCUCAUUCAGGAACCUUCUACAAAGAGAUUUCUGGAUGUCCAUUUUAAAGCCUUUGGGGAGCCCGAGGAAGAAAACGCAACGAGGGAACAAAUUUUACCGCCUGUAUCGUCCCUUGACGGGCAAACAGUACCUUGGGGGUUAAUUUCUGCGGCUGUCCUCUCGGUACUAUCAUCGACUCAGACAGGCUCUGUUCUUGUCUUUGUUCCCGGUUUGCAUGACAUCUUAACCGUGGAGAAGCACAUCACAAAUUUCAGCCCUGAGCUGGGAUUGAACUUCGAUGACGACAGUCGGUUCAGAUUAGUCAAGCUUCAUGCACAAUUGCCAAAGGAGCAGCUCGAGUUGGAUCGCAAAAUGCCUCACGGUUGUCGAAGAGUCAUCAUUGCAACUGACAUAGCCGAGACAUCCCUCACCAUACAAGAUGUGCGAUAUGUAAUCGAUUCUGGCAAGGUAAAUCAAGCUGGUUUCGAGGCUCUCACGGCAACUGAAUCAAUAGCGCCUUGCUGGAUCAGUCAAAACGCUGCGUUCCAACGGGCAGGGCGUGCGGGAAGAGUUCAGGCUGGAGAGUACUAUUUUCUUGGGCUUCAGAAGCGUUUUGAUUCCCUUCCAACGUCCAGAGCCACACAGAUCAGACGGAAGGAUCUCCAACCAUUCUGCUUGCAAGUCAAACGAUCAACUCCUGGAAUUCCAGGGACCAUCUCAGAGCUACUUGGGCGAUUGGUUGAGCCACCGGAGAGAUCAGAGGUUGAUGUUGCAGUGGCUGCUUUGAAGGACUUAAAAGCGCUGGAGGAAAACGAAGAAGUUACCGAUCUGGGUCACAUUUUAGAUGACCUAAAUGUACAUCCAACCUAUGCCAAAUUGGCUGUUUUGGGCAUUAUUUUUCAGUGUUUGGACCCUAUGGUGAUCUUUGCAGCGCUCGGGGGUCAUAUGAAUUUCUUCGUGCGGCCUCUCAACUCUGAUAUGGCGGCGAAGAUAAAGAAGUCGCGCAUGGCUUUUGCCCCGGAAGCAGCGAACAUUCACUACGAAUACAUCCAAGCCUUCCGAGCCGUUCGAGAGGUGGAGCAUAAACAAGGUUCUUGGCAAGCUGCUCAGUUUGCUCAUAACCGAUGGAUCAACUAUGGGCAGUUCAAAAAUGUCUUGCGAGAGACUGAGCGAAUCAUGGAGAGGUUGUCUCGCAUUCGAAUACCCGCCGGAAUGGACCUAGGAACGGAGCUGAACGUCCAGACUGCUAGUGGGAGACUCGGCAACGCCUCGAUGAACACGAAUUCAGAUCACCUCCCUCUCAUAAAAGCACUGGUAACGCAUUGCCUCUCCCAUCAUUUGGCCGUGAAAUUCCCUGGCCGAGCAUCCUUCAAGUCCAAACAUAAAUUGAUUCCCGUCAAAUUGACCAAGGAAGCAAGAAAAACUUUCAGUUCGCGGCAAAUCUUAUGUAUUUUCAACUACUUAUGGUCAGUGCCAAACCAACCUACAGUCAUGAAAGAAGCAGUCAACGUCCGCCCGUUAACGGCGGCCCUCUUUGGCAACGGGUUAGAACGAACAGCCGAAGGCGAGCUCAUUUUGAACGACUGGGCGACCUUGAACCCAGAAACUGAAAUGAAUAAUGACAAAACUCUUGAGGACGUGGUCCAGCUACACAAAAUCUUCAAUGAGGCUCUUGAGACUGUCUAUACGACCAUGAAAAGACCGCUGUCCGAUAAAUCUCAAGGAGCUCUGUCCAAGUUAUGCAAUCAGCUUGUGCAAGCAAUGACGGCGGUCAUUGAGACAGAUGCCCCACGGCCACGUCACCAAGCUCCCGCCAAAUGGGAUGAUGAGGGUGUUUUUGUUGACAACCUAGAAGACAUGGACUGGGAGGAUUCUAGUGUGGGUCCCAGCAUACAUUCCGAUAUGGACGGGGAAGACAGAUAG
Molecule: messenger RNA, 2931 nt
Organism: Penicillium canescens
Lineage: Eukaryota; Fungi; Ascomycota; Eurotiomycetes; Eurotiales; Aspergillaceae
Exons: 3
Coding region: 1-2931 (976 amino acids)
Cellular component (GO): intracellular anatomical structure
Molecular function (GO): RNA binding; ATP binding
Source: RefSeq, a predicted model, not a curated record